AUGAAAAUGAAGAUGAAGUUGGCCAUCCUUUUGACCCCUACAGCCGCCCUUGCGGCAACCCUCGAACACAUCACCGAACCUCUUGCCUCUAAUCCCCGCAACGUCUCCUUCUACAUCUAUGUCCCCGACAAUCUGCCUCCCGCACCCCCCAUCCUCGUCAACCCUCACUGGUGCCAUGGUUCUCCCCAAGCCGCCUUCGCCGGCUCCCAAUUCGCCAACCUCGCCGAUAGAUACGGCUACAUCGUUAUUUAUCCCGGCAGCCCCAACGCCGCCGAUCAAUGCUGGGACGUCUCUUCUAAGGAAACCCUCACCCACGAGGGCGGCGGUGAUAGUCUCGGCAUCGUGAGCAUGGUGAAGUGGACUAUCAACCGCUAUGGAGCCGAUGCCGGGAGGGUCUUCGUCACGGGUGUGUCGUCCGGAGCCAUGAUGAGCCAGGUCCUGCUGGGCGCCUAUCCGGACGUGUUCGCCGCCGGCGCCUCAUUUGCUGGCGUGCCGUUCGGAUGCUACGAGCCCGAGAACAGUGAGGGAAAGUAUGGGUACUGGCACGAUGGCUGUGCUCGGGGCCAGGUGAUCAAGAGUGCGGAGGAAUGGGGGAACCGUGUGCGGGCAGCGUAUCCCGGAUAUGACGGAUGGCGACCGAAAGUGGCGCUUUUCCAUGGGACGGCGGACGAGGUUGUGAGCUAUGUGAAUCACGGGGAAGCGGUGAAGGAGUGGACAAAUGUGUUGGGUCUAGGCGACCAGCCGACGCAAGUCGUAAGCAAUACGCCGCUAUCCGGAUGGACGAAGAGUGUGUAUGGGAAUGGAUGGCUGCAGGCUUGGAGUGCCCAGGGCGUGCCGCAUGAUAUCAAGGUGCAGGAAAAUACGGUUGUUGAAUUUUUCCAGUUGGAUUGUGACGGCGCGGAUUGCUUCCGCUGGGGCCAGGGCAGCCCUGGAGGCGGCAAUGGCCAGCCCGGGUCGACUACUGUCCCUUCGACUCGCACUUCGACCAGUACUUCAGCUCGGCCAACUACCACUACCUUCACCACCGUGGUCUCAACUCCUGUCGUCACGCCCCCUCCCGCUACCUCGGCGCAGACGCUCUGGGGUCAAUGCGGUGGCAGCGGCUAUGUCGGCCCAACUGUCUGUGCCGAAGGACUCUGCACUACGUAUAACCCGUGGUAUGCUCAGUGCAUUCCCCGCACUUGGUAA
This is a messenger RNA of Thermochaetoides thermophila DSM 1495, 1188 nucleotides long. Its product is annotated as putative cellulose binding protein. The transcript has 3 exons. Bases 1 to 1188 code for a protein of 395 amino acids. NCBI's taxonomy places the organism in Eukaryota, Fungi, Ascomycota, Sordariomycetes, Sordariales, Chaetomiaceae. Gene Ontology annotation, cellular component: extracellular region. The record is from RefSeq and is a predicted model, not a curated record. Gene Ontology annotation, biological process: carbohydrate metabolic process. Gene Ontology annotation, molecular function: cellulose binding; hydrolase activity.